Messenger RNA from Haliotis rubra (blacklip abalone), 2692 nucleotides. Its product is annotated as A-kinase anchor protein 10, mitochondrial-like. Lineage: Eukaryota; Metazoa; Mollusca; Gastropoda; Lepetellida; Haliotidae. Gene Ontology annotation, biological process: intracellular protein localization. The record is from RefSeq and is a predicted model, not a curated record. Gene Ontology annotation, cellular component: plasma membrane.
AUCUAUUAUGGCUGCUUCCGUGUUAGGAUUUUGUGAGAGUUUAUUCACAUGAAAUAUCUUACGAAAUGGAAGAACAUGACGUAAAUCCAUAUUCGUGACGAUAGCAAUCAUUAAAUGAAGUGUACGUCCGUGUGCAUGGGAAUGCACCAUGCCAUUCUUUAGACGGAAAACAGAUAAGGCUAAAGCUGAGCCGCCGACGCCAUUGACUGUCCCCACAGCAACGCCAGGAGGGGCAACUGUGAAGCGGACUCCGUCAAACCGCAGCGAUCACAGCCCGAUUACACCCAACUCUUUAAAUGGAGAUAUUGGUGUGCCAGAAACGAUGCUUGAUGGAGGUGUCGCGGGGAAGAAGAGACCCACGAGUCUGCUGUUACAGUCAGCAUCACAAGACUCUCAGACAGGUGUACAAGGUCCUGCAUCACCCAUGCGGACUUCGUCACGACUGUCAAAGACUCUGAGGGAGAUGCUGCACGAUCAAAAUGGUGUGGCCUGCUUCCUCUAUUACAUGAAGGCACAGAAAGCAGGGAACCUCAUCCAGUUCUGGCUGGACGCCGAAAGCUUCCAUGCAUCGACUGUGAUGCGAGUGAGAACGCACUCUUUGAAUUCCGUCGCUUGUAACCAUGGCAACACACAUGUCUCUACCAAAGAUAUUCAGACUGACUCACAGGAUGACACUUCACGAGUGCAAGACGUAGGAAGUAUAUCAGUCCCAAGUGUAAAUAGUGGUGUGGACAGCAGUGUAAAUAGUGGUGUGGAAAGUUGUUUAAAUAGUGCUGUGGAAAGUAGUGUAUAUAGUGCCACAGGCAGUGAUGAUCAAGAGGGAAGAUCCAAUGAUCAAGGCAUGACUGCAGAACCGGGCAACACGAACCCGGUCAACAAGACAGUGUGUUUAGUGCUAGUGACCCUGCUCAGAGACUCAGUGAUCCGACUGCUGGCCCCGGGGGUGCUGGGACAGCAGGGAGGGAGGACACAGGGGGGUGGGGGUAAGGAGGGGGUGGUGGCUGGAGGGGGUAGAUCUCCAGAUCAAGUGGACACAAGCAGGGGUAAUGCAGGACUUUCAAAACAAGACUUGAAGGAGAAGUUGAAAAAAAGUAUACAACAUGAUGCCGUCACAAUAUUCACCAAGUACAUAUCCCAAGAUGCAACACACCCUAUUGGUAUCACCGAGCAGAUCCGCAAUGAGACGAUACGACGUAUAUGUAAGGAGGAUGGUCACGUAGAUCCGGACUGCUUCGUAGACUGCCAGGAGUUUGUCUUUCACAAGAUGGGGAAGGAGUUCUACUCUGGGUUUCUGGACAGUGAGUAUCACUGCAAACACCAGGUGGACGUCCUGACUAGCGGCAAGGUCUACCUCGCCGACGUCCUCUACAACGAGCUGGCUCUGUCCUACUUCAUGGAGUUCCUGGACACUGAAGACGCUUGUCACCUACUACAGUUCUGGCUGGCGGCAGACAACUUCCAGCAACACUUGGCCAACCAGGGCCCCGGGUAUAAUGGUCUGCAGGCACAGGACGACGCCAUGGUGCUUUAUGACAAGUAUUUCUCCCUACAAGCCACACAGCCCUUAGGAUUUGAGGAUAAAAUUCGCUUCAUGGUGGAAGGCAAUAUAUGCCGAGAAGGAGGCCCUCUACCUGACUGCUUUGCCAAACCUAGAGAUGUAGUGUUGAAUACAUUAGAACAGUUCUACUUCCCCGCCUACCUCCAGAAUGACAUGUAUUACAAGUACCUGUCGGAUCUAGUCAGCACUGUCCAAACAGCUCAAGACAUCCCAGUCAGGCCAAAACACAGGAGAACAGAGAGUGAUGCAUCAUCGGAGCAUUCGGAACACAGUGUAGGGAGUCAGAGUGUUGGAGCAGACGGCAUCAAGAACACCCUCCUAGCCAUGGACACCAGCCACGUGAAGAAGGCACUCACUCGCAUCGAGGACGACAUGCGGAUCGACUCCAUGCUUCUCAAUCCAGAUGAGUUGUGGAAACGGCCAGAAGCUGGUGCUAUGACCUUGGGGGCUGUUGAUGACCUUGGACAGUUCAAGUCAAUGUUUGCUCCGGAGCCAGAUCAUGAGAAGAAGAAAGGGUCAAGAUUUUUCAAGAAGAAGAAAGAUAAGGAAAAGGAGCAGGAAGACAUGGCUUUGAGAGUUGCCCAAAUGAUCAUCAACGAUGUGACAACGAUGACUCAGACAGGAGAUAUAUACGCCGGUGUCGUGUCAUCAUCACCAAGACUGGCUCCCCGCAACACGCCCGACAGUGCAAUACACUCCAGCAAGGGAGGUAACUCCUAGCAGUAUUAACCAGUGUUGCAGUAUCUGGUUACUCAAGUAUGCUCGGACUGUUCAUGGAUGUAUUACUGAAUGAUUGAUUGACAGAUUCAUUACUGUAGAGUGAUUGACAGAUUGAUUACUGAUACAGAUCAAUACCUAAAUCUUCCAUGCAGCACAUUACACGUGUGAAAUGAAUGAUAUUUUUGUUAAAAUGUGAUAUUUGUUUGCAGUUGUCGAUAAUAAUAUUAUAUUGUGUUUAUCAUCGUCAUUCCAUGGUCUGAUAGGAGGCUGGUUCUAGACGAACGUAUUCGACUGUAUUUUCUUGUGUACAUUGCACACUAUGUUAUGGCAUGGCCUGCCUGUCUAGUACCCAGCCUAACAAUGGCAGCCAUGUUGAAAAAUCUAUUUAUGGUCUCUCACCAUCUUCGUUCAAAA